This is a messenger RNA of Macrobrachium nipponense, 1785 nucleotides long. Its product is annotated as UPF0598 protein CG30010-like. NCBI's taxonomy places the organism in Eukaryota, Metazoa, Arthropoda, Malacostraca, Decapoda, Palaemonidae. The transcript has 5 exons. The record is from RefSeq and is a predicted model, not a curated record. Bases 214 to 918 code for a protein of 234 amino acids.
ACUACUAACCUCUUGUUACUUGAAAUUAUUUUUUUCUUCUCUGUUUCUAGUUAACAUUGAAGUGCCCCUCUUUCUAGUUGUGAGCAACUAGCCCAGUGUUCUUGCUUAAUAGUUGAAACGGCCAAACAAUCACUGAGAAUUGUAACUUAAUAGCUUAGGAAUUUGGAAUUUCUAUCAAGUUGACAAAUAGGUUGGAUAGUGCAUGGAAGCCUCAUGUACUUAUGCACAAUGUUGCAGUAUAUGAGAGUAUGCCAUAGAAGUAUAAGGCCUGUUUUUCAUAAAAGGCUGAUUAGCAGUGCAGCACAUGUUGAUUAUGUGCAGGGCCAGUCACCUUCUCCGAAAAUUCGUGAAUAUUUCUAUUAUAUAGAUCAUCAAGGAAUGUUAUUUUUGGAUGAUGCCAGAAUGAAAAACUUCACCUCAUGCUUUAAAGAAAAGAAGUUCCUGCAGUUUUUCUUUAGUCGUCUAAGAAUGAAUGAGACUUCUAGAUAUCCAGAAUUUCCUUUUUUAUCCCCUUGUGGCCGAGAAAGAAAUUAUGUCCGCUGUGAUGACCUACCAGUUGUAUUUACUCAUUUGGUCCAGAAACCAUCAGUUUCAUCUGUCUCUGAAGACCACUUGGCAUACGGCAAUGCAGGUGAUACCAUGAUUCUACCAUUUGAGCCUUCAGAACUAUUGAUGGAAAUAGAUACAGGCCGAGUGUAUCAUCCAGGUCCUGAGAAAACUGGUAGCGUAGGAUUGGUGAGAUCACAGCUGUCUAUACAGCUUUCAAAGGAUUUUAUUUUUCAUAAUGGAGACACUGAACCUCCAACUCAUAUAAUGUGGAAUGGCCAAGAAAUUAGUCUUUCUCAUAGUUUAGUUCCUGUACUCAAAAGUUUAGCAGAAAUAAGAAAAUAUAGUUUGGGAUUAUAUAGUGACCAUUGAUGCUAUCUUUGUACAAUAGUAAUUUUAUUUUUCUUACAAAGGACAUUUUAAGCUGCAGAUAAAGGCUGUGGUUGUAUUUGCUGUGAUAUGUGGGUAGAUAGUGAAUUAGGCCAUCUUAAAUUGAGUAAAUGGUAUUGGUGUAAGUAGUGGUUAUUGGGUUGCAUGUGGAUUUUUGUUAUCACUCAUGUACUAUACUCUGUUUUUUUCCAUCUGUCCAUCUGCCUGUGGUGUUUUUGUAUGGUAAUACUGCGUCCUGGGCUUUAGAUACGUAUUUACAUUCAGCUUACAUUCAACAAUAAUAAUAAUAUAUUAUUUCAAAUAUUAACGGUGUACUUCGCAUACUGCAAAUUAUUAAAACACUUUUCAGUUGCAAAUGUACACCCAGAUAUCCUUUUAUUUACGUAAAACUUAACAUACCGUAACUAUUUAAAGCCCGGGACGCAGUGUUACCAUACAAAAACACCACAGGCGGAUGGACAGAUGGAAAAAAACAGAGUAUAGUUCUAUGUACAAUGUAGAUUUAUUGUUCUCCAAGGAUUGGGGUAAUUUUCUUUUCACAAUAUUACUUUACCCUUUUUUACAAUGUAAGUCAUUUUCAAUAUUUCAUGUGCAUUUUCCUCUAGUGAAUGAAACCCAAUUCUCUGAAUACUAUAUUUAUUUUGUCAUUUUGAAAGUGCUGUUAUUAUUUUGCCUUCCUUGCAUGGGUUUAGCAAGUGUUUUACUUGCUUGUGGACUGUAGUAAACGCCUCUUGGUUUUACUGAAGUAUGGUUCAGAGGAGUCGUGGAAUGUAGGAUUUGUAUAAUUUCCUGUAAUGUAAUCUUUUGAACCUUAUAUUUCUUGCAAGGAAUAAAUUGCACAAAAAGCCA